GUGUGAAAGCUGUGAGUGAAAAGGUUUGUGCCGCCAGAUCUGCUGUGUACUUACCUUUUUUGAAAGAGUGUGAAAGUUGAGUGUAAAGGCUUGCGCAGCCAGAGCUGCAAGACUGUGAACUGAAAUCCCUCAGACCCAUCAUCUACUCAUAGUCUGAACUUAUCCCAUCCAUCUUAUGUUCAUAGUUCAAAUCUCAUCCACCCCAUCUUCCUCAUCUUCUUAGUACAGAGAAAAAGAGUAGAACAAGUUCGUAUUCUAGAUUCUACUCAUAGUUCAAAUCUCAUCCCACCUGAUCUUCUUAGUACAAUAAAAAAGAGCAGAGGAAGACCUAGAGGUGUGAAGAACACCAAGGGUAAACAGGAUUUUGCUCUUUCCAAAGGAGAAGGAGAAGUUAUGGCUAAAAACAAACAAAAGAAACGAAGUUUGGCAGAGAGCGGUGAGCAGGCUCCAGCUCCACGCAAAAUGCCAAAACGUGCCGCAGCGUGUAAAGAUUUGAAAGAGAAAUCCUUUUCAAUAUCGGAUAAGUCUUGUCUCAUUGAAACAAAGAAGGAUCAGACUGUAGAUGAAGAAAUUGUAGCUGUCAGUAUGACUGCUGGACAAGAUGAUGGUCGCCCAAAUAGACGAAUUACAGAGUUUAUCCUUCAUGAUCAAGAGGGUAAAGCACAACAUCUUGAGAUGCUUGAAUUUAUCGAUUUAUAUAUUACUGGAGUUGUAUUGCCGCUUGAAGCAAGCACAGGCAAGAAAAGAGAGAAAGGGGUUAAGUGUGAAGGAUUCGGUCGUAUUGAAUCUUGGGACAUAUCUGGAUAUGAAGAUGGUUCUCCAGUGAUAUGGAUUUCCACUGAUGUUGCUGAUUAUGAUUGUCAGAAACCUGCUGCUAGUUACAAAAAGUUUUAUGAUUUUUUCUUUGAAAAGGCUCGUGCAUGUGUUGAGGUAUAUAAAAAACUUACAAAGUCCUCGGGGGGUGACCCUAGUAUAAGUCUUGAUGAGCUACUCGCUGGCAUGGCACGGUCUAUGAGUGGUAGCAAAUGCUUUUCUGGAACUGCAUCUAUAAAGGAUUAUGUUAUUUAUCAGGGUGAUUUCAUUUAUGAGCAACUCAUUGGUUUGGACAUGACAUCCAAGACAAAUGACAUGAUGUUUGCAGAUAUCGCUGCUCUUAUUGCUCUUAGAGAUGAGGCUAAGAAGCAGGAUGCAUAUAUGCAUUUAAUGCCCUCAAAUGGGAGUUUAAGGAUUGGCUCAGGAAGUGGAGAUGAAGAAAACAAGAAUCAGAUGGAUUCUGAUUCACCAAAUGUUAAAAAAAAAGAUUCAAAGUUAGCACGGUUGCUCCAAGAAGAAGAGUAUUGGAAAUCUCUGAAGCAGCCGAAAAAUCACAAAUCAAGCAAAUACUAUAUCAAAAUUAAUGAAGAUGAAAUUGCCAAUGAUUAUCCUCUCCCUGCUUUUUACAGAACCUCUCUUCAAGAAACAGACGAGUUUAUAAUUUGUGGUGAUGACUAUGACCAGUAUAAUGUUGAUGAUCUUCCUCGAAACAUACUUCAUAAUUGGUCUUUAUACAAUUCAGACGCAAGAUUGGUUUCCUUGGAACUUCUUCCUAUGAAACCUUGUUCGGACAUGGAUGUUGCAAUCUUUGGUUCAGGUGUAAUGAAAUUAGAUGAUGGAAGUGGGUUCCAUCUUGAAACUGAGGUUGGCCAAUCUUCUUCCACUAGUUCAGAACCACAGACUUUUGAUGGAAUACCAAUUUAUCUGAGUGCCAUAAAGGAAUGGAUGAUAGAAUUUGGAUCAUUGAUGAUUUUCAUAUCCAUCCGAACAGAUAUGGGCUGGUACAGACUUGGUAAACCAGCAAAGCAGUAUGCUCCUUGGUAUGAGACAGUGUUGAAAACUGCAAGGCUUGCUAUAGCCAUUAUUACUUUACUGAAGGAACAGAGCCGAGUAUCACGACUUUCCUUUGGAGAUGUCAUAAAAAAAGUAUCUGAGUUUAGUCAGAAUGAUGGUUCUUACAUUUCUUCUGAUCCAUUGGCUGUUGAGAGAUAUGUUGUUGUCCACGGACAGAUUAUUCUGCAACUUUUUGCAGUAUUUCCUGAUUCUGAGAUCAGAAAGUGUCCAUUUGUGACUGGUCUUGCAAACAAAAUGGAAGAGCGACACCAUACCAAAUGGUUAGUGAAGAAGAAGAAAAAUCAGCCAAGGAUCGAAGCAAACUUAAAUCCUAGAGCAGCUGUAGGUCUUGUUGUUUCCAAGAGGAAAGCUAUGCAAGCGACAACAACAAAGCUAAUCAAUAGAAUAUGGGGAGAGUAUUACUCAAACCACUUGGCAGAAAAUCAAAAAGAGGGGGCUGUCAGUGAGUUAAAGGAAGAGGAUGAAUUGGAAGACCAUGAGGAAAAUGAAGAUGAGGACAACGAAGAGGAGCCAAUACUUUUGGAUGGAACCUCGAAGAGGCAUUCAGAUUCAAAGCAAACCAAAACAUUUUCGGGUAAUGCUGAAAUAACAUGGGAAGGAAAACCUGAAGGGAAGACUAGUUCUGGAUAUCCUGUUUAUAAGCAGGCAAUAAUUAAUGGGGAAGUUAUUUCUGUAGGAAAAUUCGUGUUAGUGGAAGUUGAUGGAGCAGAUGAAUUUCCAGACAUGUAUUGUGUUGAGUAUAUGUUUGAGUCGAAGAAUGGAAGAAAAAUGUUCCAUGGUAGGAUGAUGCAGCAUGGUUGUCAUACUGUUAUUGGCAAUGCUGCUAAUGAGAGAGAGGUGUUUUUGACUAAUGAGUGUAGGGAUCUGGGACUGCAGGAUGUUAAGCAAACAGUUGUUGUAAAUAUUCGAAAAAGGCCUUGGGGGCAUCAGCAUCGAAAGGAUAAUGCCAUUGCUGAUAGGGCUGACAGGGCUAGAGCAGAAGAAAGGAAGAAGAAAGGACUACCUACUGAAUAUUAUUGUAAAAGCCUGUACUGGCCUGAAAGAGGCGCUUUCUUUAGCCUUCCAUUUGAUACUUUGGGUCAAGGCUCUGGUAUUUGCUCCUCUUGCAAAAUACACGACGAUGAAAAGGCGAAGAAUAUUUUCAAUGUAAAUUCCUCCAAGUCUGGUUUCCUAUUUAAAGGAAUCGAGUAUUCCCUUAAUGAUUUUGUUUAUGUAAGUCCCUUUGAAUUUGAGGAAAAGAUCGAGCAAGGAACUCAUAAGAGCGGCAGGAAUGUGGGACUGAAAGCUUAUGUUGUGUGUCAAGUGCUAGAGAUUGUGCUUAAAAUGGAAAUAAAACAUCCAGAAAUAAAAUCUACACAAGUCAAAAUCAGGAGGUUCUAUCGACCAGAAGAUGUAUCAAAUGAGAAGGCAUACUGCUCUGAUAUACAGGAGGUGUAUUAUAGUGAUGAAACGCAUAUAAUCUCAGUAGAUUCAAUAGAAGGGAAAUGUGAAGUCCGAAAGAAGAGUGAUAUUCCUGAACAAAGUGCCCCCGGAAUGUUCCAAAAUGUAUUUUUCUGCGAGCUCUUGUAUGAUCCUGCCACUGGGUCACUGAAAAAGUUGCCAGCUCACAUAAAAGUAAAAUAUUCAACUGGACGAACAUCAGAUGCUGCUACUAGAAAGAGAAAAGGAAAAUGUAAAGAGGGAGAUGACGAUUCAGAGUCUUCUAAGGAGGGAAAAACAUUAAAUGAAAAACGUUUAGCCACCUUGGACAUUUUUGCUGGUUGUGGUGGUUUAUCAGAGGGGUUGGAGCAGUCAGGUGUUUCAUCAACUAAAUGGGCUAUCGAGUAUGAAGAGCCUGCUGGUGAUGCAUUUAAAGCUAAUCAUCCUGAUGCUUUAGUCUUUAUUAACAAUUGCAAUGUUAUUCUUAGGGCUGUAAUGGAGAAGUGUGGGGACAUAGAUGAUUGUAUCUCAACGACUGAGGCUGCAGAGUUGGCUGCAAAGCUUGAUGAGAGUGAGAGAAGUAGUUUACCAAUGCCUGGAGAAGUUGAUUUCAUAAAUGGGGGUCCUCCAUGCCAGGGUUUCUCUGGGAUGAAUAGGUUUAACCAGAGCAGUUGGAGUAAAGUCCAGUGUGAGAUGAUAUUGGCAUUCUUAUCCUUUGCUGAUUAUUUCCGGCCAAGAUAUUUCUUAUUGGAGAAUGUGAGGAACUUUGUGUCUUUCAAUAAAGGGCAGACAUUCCGUUUAGCCUUGGCUUCACUUCUUGAGAUGGGUUAUCAGGUGAGGUUUGGUAUCCUUGAGGCUGGAGCAUUUGGGGUUUCCCAAUCAAGAAAAAGGGCAUUCAUAUGGGCAGCCUGUCCUGAUGAUGUGCUUCCAGAGUGGCCAGAACCAAUGCAUGUAUUUUCGGCCCCUGAGUUGAAGAUCACAUUAUCUGAAAAUGUUCAUUAUGCUGCUGUCCGUAGUACUGCAAAUGGUGCUCCGUUACGUGCAAUAACUGUUAAAGAUACCAUUGGUGAUCUCCCAGCAGUGGGCAAUGGAGCCUCAAAAGGAAACAUGGAGUAUCAAAAUGACCCUGUAUCAUGGUUUCAAAAGAAAAUUCGUGGUGAGAUGAUUGUCUUGACUGAUCAUAUUUCCAAGGAGAUGAACGAAUUGAACUUGAUUCGAUGCCAGAAAAUUCCCAAGAGGCCAGGUUGUGAUUGGCGUGAUCUUCCGCAGGAAAAGGUAACAUUGUCUAAUGGACAAGUUGUUGAUUUGAUACCAUGGUGCUUGCCCAACACGGCUAAGCGUCACAAUCAAUGGAAGGGACUAUUUGGUAGAUUGGAUUGGCAAGGGAAUUUCCCAACUUCCAUUACAGACCCUCAACCAAUGGGGAAGGUUGGAAUGUGCUUCCACCCUGACCAAGAUAGGAUUCUUACUGUUCGUGAGUGUGCUCGAUCUCAAGGUUUUCCAGAUAGCUAUAAAUUUUCUGGCAAUAUCAUUCACAAGCACAGACAGAUUGGUAAUGCUGUGCCUCCUCCUCUGGCAUUUGCAUUAGGGAGGAAGCUGAAGGAAGCAGUGAACAGUAAGAACUCCAAAUAGAAGAUGGUUCUUAUGUUCUUUCAAGAUAUUUGCAUUGAUCAUUUGUUUGUCUUCCACUGGGGAACUGAAUGGAUAAUGCUGCGAAGAGAUCAUUUUGUUUCAACUUGGAUUUUCUUGAUUAGUUUAUGUUUCUGGGAAUUACACGGCGGUGUAUGUGUGACAAUUGCGACAAUUCUUGUGAUUUUUAUUUUUGAACUUGCUAGAAAUAAUCGACUUUGCUUUGAGCAGAUUUGAACUACUAAAUAAAUAACUUUUCACGAAAA
Vigna unguiculata (cowpea) is the source of this 5201-nucleotide messenger RNA. Its product is annotated as DNA (cytosine-5)-methyltransferase 2-like. Gene Ontology annotation, biological process: DNA methylation-dependent constitutive heterochromatin formation; negative regulation of gene expression via chromosomal CpG island methylation. The record is from RefSeq and is a predicted model, not a curated record. Gene Ontology annotation, molecular function: DNA (cytosine-5-)-methyltransferase activity; DNA binding; chromatin binding. Gene Ontology annotation, cellular component: nucleus. NCBI's taxonomy places the organism in Eukaryota, Viridiplantae, Streptophyta, Magnoliopsida, Fabales, Fabaceae.